GAGUCCGUUCGCACUGCAGAUUCCUCAUUGGAUAUUAGAUUUGUUAGAGGACCGGAAUACUUCAGAAAGGGACUUGCACCCGUCUUGGAUGCUGGCCAGUCUACGCGGUCAAGAUCUAAAAGCAGGUGUUCGGUCAAUCAGCUGUAUCGUAUCAUUCUAGACACUGCCCGAGCGCCUCCAAUUUUCCAUCCUUCAUCCGGCUUGUUGCUCGAGGAAGCUCUUCACCGAGCGUUUGAUCGUCUGGAGGUAUCAUUUUACGCUAAGGUAAGCCUUGUUUGCACUUGCUCGCACUUGGACCUUCCCCUGUAG
This is a messenger RNA of Kockovaella imperatae, 309 nucleotides long. RefSeq lists its product as hypothetical. The annotation marks the transcript as partial. Lineage: Eukaryota; Fungi; Basidiomycota; Tremellomycetes; Tremellales; Cuniculitremaceae. The record is from RefSeq and is a predicted model, not a curated record. The transcript is spliced from 2 exons.